Ilex paraguariensis (yerba mate) is the source of this 210-nucleotide messenger RNA. NCBI's taxonomy places the organism in Eukaryota, Viridiplantae, Streptophyta, Magnoliopsida, Aquifoliales, Aquifoliaceae. The record is from the annotation of a GenBank genome assembly.
AUGUACUGCGAGACAGCGAAUGAGACAGCAUCUGAGUCUCGCUUAGUCGUGAGCGCUCACCGGGCGGACCGAGUUGGUAAAGACACACAGGUUCCGAAGGAACGAGCCGUGAGGGAGAAUCCGAAGCUGGUUGCUAGCGGAAGUAGCGCGCCAAAGAGCAAAGCGGAGCAUUCACAAAGAAAUGGUGUAAGCGGAAGGGAAGGCGCAACG